CAGGUGUUCGCCCACUGAAACCCGCACCGUCAAGACAAAGCUCUGCCAGUCAGUGGCCCUUUCACUUGUUCCAUCUAGCGAGCGACGGAAGCCUUUCAUCAAAGGCCCGGUUUGCGAGCUAAAGUCGUUGACCAUUGAGCACCCGAUUAGGAAACCUACAACUACUCGUCCGUGCGGUACAACAAUCCUCCAUGAUGAACCUCGUGCCCGAGAGGGUCAACCAUCGGUGGGAGAGGCGUGAUGGGGGGAGAUGUAAAUACUAGCCAGACUCUUCGAGACCCUCGAAAGCGUCUCUAGGGCAUCGACAGGGGCAAGCUUGUUACUGCCUAGUGAGAAAGAAAGCGGUCAGAUGUCUCCACUUUGCUAGCGGUGGAAUUCCUGGUGGUGCUUGGGGAGAACUAGCUCUUCACUAUCAAAGAAGUCGUUGAGAAGGUUGCCGCCGUCCCGCCGCGCAAUCAAGGAUAUAAACCCCCUUCAUGCACCGUCGAUAACCCCUUCCCUCACCAUAGCGUUCACCAUGGCCUGCUGAACCUAUCGCUUUCCCUCUAAGAAAAAUUGCGUCCCCUCCAAAAAAUACAAUAUGAAGUCCCUCUACCUGGCACUCACCCUCUUCCUUGCCCUGCUCGUUGCCGCAAACCCGGUUCCCAACCCAACCGCCGACCCGGAUCCGGAUCCCGUCGCCAUUCAAUUCUACGGAGCCAGUUUGACCGGUAUCCCGCUCAAGCGUCGUGGUGAGGAGGAGCCGGCUGUUUUGGUGAAGCGCACGCAGUCGCCGACAUCGGGGGAGCAUGCAAAUAAAUGUGGACCGAAUAAUCAAGUCGGGGGUGUGUCAUAUACGUGUGGCGCAGGGAAUGCUGGUCCUUGCUGCUCUAUUAACGGGUGGUGCGGGGCGAACAGUUACUACUGUGGCGGUGGUUGCCAGGACGAUUUCGGAUCUUGCGCGAUCCCGUACUUGCAGCUGACGUAUGACGCGGAUGCGGGCGAUUCUAUAUGGGAUAUCAUCUCGGACAACGUAUUCGAUGCAGCUGUUGGAGAUGGAUUACUUUAUUAUGGGGUCGGUGAGUAUUAA
Messenger RNA from Tuber melanosporum (Perigord truffle), 1069 nucleotides. RefSeq lists its product as uncharacterized. The record is from RefSeq and is a predicted model, not a curated record. The coding region runs from base 581 to 1069 and encodes 162 amino acids. The transcript has 2 exons. Gene Ontology annotation, molecular function: chitin binding. NCBI's taxonomy places the organism in Eukaryota, Fungi, Ascomycota, Pezizomycetes, Pezizales, Tuberaceae.